Molecule: messenger RNA, 567 nt
Organism: Asparagus officinalis (garden asparagus)
Lineage: Eukaryota; Viridiplantae; Streptophyta; Magnoliopsida; Asparagales; Asparagaceae
Product: nuclear transcription factor Y subunit C-4-like
Biological process (GO): regulation of DNA-templated transcription
Cellular component (GO): nucleus
Molecular function (GO): protein heterodimerization activity; DNA binding; DNA-binding transcription activator activity, RNA polymerase II-specific
Source: RefSeq, a predicted model, not a curated record
AUGAGAAUAACAACCAACAAACGCCAAGAAAUUGAGCACGCCAAUGACUUCAAGAACCAUCAGCUCCCCCUCGCCCGCAUCAAGAAGAUCAUGAAGGCCGAUGAGGACGUUCGGAUGAUCUCUGCAGAGGCGCCCAUCCUCUUUGCCAAGGCCUGCGAGCUCUUCAUCCUUGAGCUCACCAUCCGUUCAUGGCUACACGCUGAGGAGAACAAGAGACGAACCCUCCAGAAGAACGAUAUUGCUGCAGCCAUAACAAGAACCGAUAUCUUUGACUUUCUUGUUGAUAUUGUACCGAGGGAGGAGAUAAAGGAGGAAGGAGCUGCUGGAUCGGAUGUUGAGUCGGGAGGAUGCGGCGGCAGCAGGGUGCCCUACUACUAUCCGCCAGCAGGGCCUGGUGGAGUGAUGAUGGGACAGCCAGCAAUGGAUCCGGCGAUGUACAUGCCAGCAGCCUGGCAGCCGAUGUGGCAGCAGGGGAUGGCAGAUGAUGCAAGUGGUAGUGUGUAUGGUGCACAGGGAUACACAGUACCUCCUCCGCCACCGCCGCCACCACCACCACCAGGUUCCUAA